CUGCUUAUUGGGCAGUGACAGUAUAACAUGCAAAACACCUGCAUGUGCAUGUGCUUCUGUUGUCUGGUUCGGAAGAUUACAUUGUGGUCAGAAGAAUUGUUUGUUUGCUCAGAUAUGCAUGCCGAAUAGCGGAAAAAAAAAAAAAAAAAGAUUAAUAAAAGACAAAAUAAAUAGGUUUCUCAGCUCAUUUUAUGAUGAUAGUAAAUUUUUGCAUAGAAUGAACCAUUGGUGAAUCCGUUCUGAGCUGAGCCACUUUUAAAGAGAUGAUUUAAUUCCUGCCUUUAAAAAAUGUACCUUGACUGCUAUAAUAGUUGUGAAGUUUGGAUUGACUGCAUUUAAUGCAUGCCUGUUUUACAGCUUUGUGUUUGGUAAUACUGACCCUCAGAGCACUCUACCGCGUGGACUUCUGGAUAUUUAAGUUGAUUAUCUCCUGAAUGUCAGUUAUGCGAGCCUGCGGGUCAGUGUCAGUCCCACCUCGGCAGCUGUUAGGGCAAUGGCCCUCUCUUGUCUGAGCUGUGCACAACCACAAAUUGUGCUCAUAGAUGAGAUGGAGAGAUUUUGAGAAGGGAAAUGUUAUUGCAACACUAUUAACUGACUACAGCAAGCUUUCCUCUCAAAGGGCUUGUAUAUUUGGUUUGUUCUUUGUACUUGAUAGUGUUCUGCGCAUUUAGGAGAGCAAUCAUUCAUUACCUCAUAAAGAACUUGCUUAACUUUGUGCUGCGAGACUGUGAGAGCAUAUGGGUGUGAACUUGUCUAAAAAUUCCGGGACAUGACUUCAUUUGGAGUAUUAGCAAGUGAUGUAAAUGUUCAGUGCUGGACACAAUCUCCAUGUCUUUUCCAUGCCAUGAUUCAAAACAGUUGUUUGGUUCAUAGUUGUGUCACUGUCAGGUAACUGUCCAUUCCAACCAAACCGUCCUUUCAGAUGUCAGAUAAUGCCAAGUGGAGACAGCUUGUCCCGUCACAGGAAGUGGAUGUCUGUGCUGUAGAUGGAGUCAUUACAUACUCCUGGAACGCUGUGUGAUUGAUUCAAGACCUGGACCGUGAUGGGAUCUGGGUGUGAGGUGGAGUCCGUCAUCAUAACUCACUGACUCACACCAGAGUGUUUUGCGAAGGCUCGACUUUUCCAGCACACAAUCCACUCCAAAUAUUCAGAUCCGGAACAUGAUGUCAUAGUACUGGUGCACUUCUGGAUAGAGAUCACUCUAGAAGAACCUGAUUGUCUUUGAACUCUGUUGCCUUUAGGAAAGAAAGAGUGACUUAGGCCAUAAAAAUACUCUAUACACAUGUCCGAAAAUAUGUGGUCUUUCUGCAACUUUGCAUUACUGUGGGUGUUACAAACCACAGAUGUCUGUGCCAUUAACCAAGAGUGUUAUUCAGGUCACUAGCUGUUUACAUAUAGACAUUUAGCUAACUUUAACUUAAGAGGUCAAGGUUUGGCUAGUUAACAUGACCCAGCUAGCCCCUGCUGGUACAGUAGAUGUUUUUCUAUUGACUAUUAUUUAAAAGUUUCUGUGUAUACUGAUUAAAUUUACUGAUUCCUUUUUUUUUUCGGUUGCACAGACUGUUGCACAGUCAGCACAGUGUGUACUGGUGGACUUCUAGAAUUAGGAGCAUGUAUGGGUUGGAACAAAAUCAUAAUUUUAUUUUAUAUUAAUAUAGUAUUUAUAAAAAACAGGUCACAUCAAAGGCUCACUACUGUAAAAAAAGAUAAUGUGUAAUUAUUAACUGUUCCAAACUGAAAUUUGGGCUUUGGCUUUUGUGAAGUGUUACUAGAAAUGUAAUUGUUUAAUGUCAGGUCACAAAUUAUUUGUCUGAUUUUCUUAGCCUCUGACAAAAUGCCCCUGGUAACGAUGUGGUUACCCAAAAUACCCCUGAGUCUCUCUUAGAUGAUUUUUUACACACAACUGCUCCUACACUCCUGAUGGCCGUGUGCUUAAUGAGCUGAUUCUAGCUUCAGCAGGGCCGUUAAAAAGCGCGUGUCAUCAUGAUCAUGCCUCUGUUUUGGAGACGAAGAAAGGCUGAAUCGAUUGUUUGUUGCUUUGUUUCUCACCCUGUGUCAUCUGACUGCUGCCAACUCUUGUGAAGAUAAAACUUUAGAACGGAUUUGUCUUUUGUUGCUUACAUUGUGUUUAUGAAGGUAGUAAAAUUGUUGGAGAAGCUAUUAGUGACGAUUGCAGCAGUGAUGUCAUCUUCAGGAGUCAUCUCUGCAGGUGUGUGUUUAAUGUGUGCAAAGGCACAGCUGAGACACACACACACACACACACAAAUGUUGUAAAUCUCAAGGGAAGAGCUGCCCACACACUGCCUUAAAUGAGUAGUAAUGAGCUCAAUGUCCUGUACUUAACAUGUUAGCAUGUGCAUUAAACCUUUUAAAAGUAAAAACCACACCAUUGGUCUUUUAUGUUCAAUCUUUAAAGGAAUCGUCCACCCAGAUAUGAAAAGGUGCUGUUUAUCGAUUCACUGUUGGUCCAUUCAAGUUGUAGGUGUCUUUCUUUCUUCAGAAGAGCAGUGAAUACAUUUUUUAGCUGAACCCAUAUUUCUUUAGUGAGCUAUAAUAUUAUAAAGUCCAUGGGAGCCAUCACUUGGAUUAAAGUGAGCAACAACAGUGUCAUAUACGUGUACGUCAUUUUUUUGCAUUUAAUGUUCAUAUGGACCAUGGUUUCAGCUUAAAAAAAAAUCAGUAUAUAUUUUUGGGGAUAAAAUAUUCCUUUCUCUGUAAAAUAUUCCCACAGAGUUAUACAUGCUAACAAUGCCGUUUUAUUUUUAGAUUUACAUAAUAUCUAUUUACAUAAUGGUAUAUUAUAAGAUUUUUACUUGCUGAAUCUUCAAAAAUCUGAUCAUGGAGGGGAACUGGAUGAAGGAAAUAUUUUUUUUCUCAGUUAAAAAUGUUAAAAAUGGCAAACAUGUUGCUAUGUUGCAUUUCAGGCAUGGGAGCUCCGCUCUAGUAGCAGUUCAGUCUCAGCCUCAUCAUCUUCCCAUGUUGACUUUGGCAGUUAGCAUAAAUUUGUCAAUUUGUCAGUGACACUGAGAAUUUCUGUGAAUGUGUCUUGGGGUCACACUUGAGAAUGUUUUCUCAGGCUGGAGUUCGAAGUGAGCUGGGUGACAAAACGCAUGCCUUAAUGCAUGAUAUGGGCUAAACUGCUGUUUCUGUUAUGCAUAAAGUCUACUUCGAAACAUGAUGCACUGAUAUAUAAGUGAAAUGCCUAGAUUUAAAUUAGUAACAAGCUGUUUCACAGAACACUUUUUUUCUGUCCAUGGGCACUAAAUAGGGCAAAUGAUGUCAUGUUGGAAUGCUUUUAUCUUAAAGAGGACUGGAUUUAGUGGAGCUGGAACACAUGGGCAGCAGACGCAGGCAGGACUGAGAGCAGCACAGAUGGAAAGAGGCUGGGCAAAAUAUAUAUUUUUUAUAACUGAGGCCUGAAUGCAUCAAGGUACCAGGUAUAUACCAUGUCAUAUUUGGAGAUUUUAAGAAGCAGCUGGCUGUCAUGUACAGUACUUUUUUUUUAUUAUUAUUUUGUGUUUAUGAGAGGCUAGCAGGCUCUCAUAGACACCAAAGCAAGAUUAUUAAAAAAAUUGUAGUUCUUUGUGUUAGCUUGACAUAUUUGAGUGUAGAAGUGAAGAUUCAGGUUCAAAUGACAACAAAAUAUGUUUACAUAUUAAAAGUAUAUUAAAAAAUGUAUUUAAUUAAACUUAAUAUUGAGUAACAUACAUUUCACACACACAACUACACAAGUUACUUCAGACAGGGUCACAGUAAAGCAUUGCACAUCUCUGAUCUGAUCGUCAUGCAUUUUCAAUUAAUGGAAAAGAGGAGCCUUAACAUUUUAGGAUGAUGACGACAAAUUUCUUCUCUUUUUUUUUUAUUAAAAAAAAAAACGAUUUGUCCCCACAAACUGCAACUUAAUUUAAUCAUGAAGAUGCAUUCAUAAUAGCUUUGCUGGUUUGAAGAGAAAUUCCGCUUCUGAUGUUAUGCUCUUGCCUUGCUCAAACACCCUUCCUGUUUUUAACUCGUCUUGUAUACUUCAGUUUAUCUUAAGUUGCCUCAUCGUUGUAUAACCAACAUCCUGUAAGAUAUAGACUGCAUGCAGCUCAGUGCUGAAGGGUUCCCACAAAGCUCUGAGAAUGAACUCCUUGACAACAAACAGUUUUAGGGCCCCAGCCCUAAAAUACCACAUUCUGCAAUCACUUUUGAGAAGGUAGCACUGGUUUCCCUUCACUGAUAGUGAGAGAGCUAAUGGUCCUAGAUGGGGGCCUGUGGAUGGAAGAGCCUGAGACUGGGAUGAUAACAGCGGGCUGAAGUUACACCCGACUGAGCCCAUGUCCCCAUGAGGCCAGUUGCAUGGCUCAAAAAGCACUUUCUCAAAGAUUUCCUUUGAAAUACGAUCUUUUCAUCACUGUGCUCAAAUGUGCAUUCAUGACUCAUGUGGUUUCCUGUGGAGAAAAAGAAGACAUUUUCUCAGCCUCACUGUGGAAGUCAGUGUUACACACCUAAUGGAUUGUAAUUAGAAUUGUUUCUAGACGCUUAAGGCAAAGAUGGCCUUAAAUUCUCAAACAGAGGGUGCUGCUUUUCCCUUUGCAAUAUUAUGUGUUUUUAUACAUUUUUCAGAAAAUUUGUUAUGUAUAAAGGUGGCAGGUGUUUUACAUUAAAUAAAUUGAUUUAAGGAUGCUUUGCCACGGAUUGCAAUGUCAAAAAUUCAUAUUACAAACAAUAUAUCAAAAAGAAGGGUCUGUUCUCAUUCAUACACUAACAUUGUUGUAUUUUUAGGAGCAUUCUGUUGUAAAAAAGCGCUCGGUGGCUGAACUAGCUGGAAAAUUCAGUAUUCCAAUACCCCACAUGACAGACGCUGAAGUGAACAAGCCUGUGAGGAGGAGACCCCCACGCUCACUACCGCUGCCUGCUGCUAAUGAUGCAGGUCAAAGCCAGGAUGAGAAAGGAGCUGAAACAGUAUCAACCAGGAAGAACAGAAACUCUGCCCUCAUUGAGAAACUGCAGGCCAGCCUUACGCUUUCUCCUACGGGACCUCCGUCCUUCUCAAAGAGCCCAGGGGUGCUGAAGUUACCGGUGCCGUCCAUCUCCCCCGGCUCUCCCAGCAGCACCUCUAGUCCUCCCGUAACUGUCACGCCCAAACAAGAGGAAACUCCUGCCAGCUUUGAGAGUCCCACUGAGGGAACUGUUCUCAAAAGCAUCAACAAGGGUAGAGCUCGACUUUCCAUCAAGCGGCGCCCACCGUCUCGCAGACACAGGAAGUCCAGUGCAGAUGAAGGCGGAGAUGAUGUGGAUAAAACAGCCUCAGCCACCCUCGAUCAAACGACUCCAAAUGGGCAUGAAAGAGACGUGUUUGAAGAACACAAGACGUCACCAGAUGCAGAAUCUCUCUCCUCUAAAGAACAGAUGCAGCAGGAAACGGAACCUGCAGAUCCAGAGAAGCCAGAACCGGAGGAAAAAGUGGAGACUGUGACUUCGGAAAAGAUUGAGGGAGAAGAGAAAGAAGAGGAAACAGAACCAGAGCUAAAGGAAGAGAAACGUGAAGAUGAACCACCGCUGACUAACAAUACAGAAGAAACACGUGAAGCGCUAGACACGCAACCACAAACAGAGCCGGACACAACAGAUGAGAAAGAAGAGGAACCGAAAGAAGAUGAAGUAAACCAUUAGAGCCGAGUGAGAGUGUAAAGUCUCUAAAUAGAAAAAAAGGUCAAAGCUGCCUCAGACUGAAGACUGAAACUCACUGCUUAACCAUAGCGAAGACAUCAGGAGAAGAUGAAGAAAUGUGAAUUGGUUUUAGACUUUAGACUUAAACCAAAGAUUGGAUUCGUUUGAAUGUGCAAGUGAAACCCGCAGCUGCAGAGAACUACCGUAUUGUCCCUCCUGUACAGUUGUGUUAUUGUUCUGAGCCACAUUAGUUUGAUUUGAGAUCAUAUGGGAUUUGGUUUGGUUUUUACUUUUGUAUAUAAAUAUUAGUCUUCACAUAUUUUUUAUAUAGUUCUUGUAGUUCGUAGUUGUAUUCCUGUCAUAAAUAUGAAUGGUGGAUCAUUGAGACUUGCAGAAAAUAAAAAAUGGGAAUAUGAAAAAAACUUAUCACAUUUCCACAUUUCAUUGGAGAAUAUUGGUUUUCUCAGUGCAGUGUUGGAUGAAAAAUAUUGAAGUAUCUAAGCAUGAGUAUAUGUAAGGAUCACUAAGAUGGAAAGUUCUGGUUCUAGAGAAGACUUACCUCGAGGUCAUGACCCUAGUCUGCUCCUAUUCUGCAUAAGAUCUGGCCUUCAGACAAAUAUUUGCUUAAAAAAAUAUGCGCAAAUAACUAUCUGUUUAUAUAGCAGAAGUACCAGAUAUUCUCUUAUAAAAUCUCUUAAUCGGAGAGCUGACAGAUUUUCAGCGUUAGACCUGUUCUCAUCUCUGGGAUCUGUGCUGACCUCAUGGAAGCUCUAGUGAGGGACAGAUUAUCAUUUAAAUAGAGCUCUCUCACUAAGCAUGUGCUCUGUGUUUUAAUAUUGGCCCUGACUACAGAGUAGAAUACUUAACUGUGACAUAAACCCAUUGAAAUUGAGAUUUAUACAUCAUCUGAAAGCUAAAUAAAUAAGGAUUAUUAGGAUCGGAAAUUUUUGGUUGAGAUACAACUUUGAAAAUCUGGAAUCUGAAAAAAAUCUAAAUACUGAGAAAAUCGUUGUCCAAAUGAGUUCUUAGCAAUGCAUAUUACUAAACAA
This is a messenger RNA of Carassius gibelio (silver crucian carp), 6702 nucleotides long. Its product is annotated as capZ-interacting protein-like. The transcript is spliced from 6 exons. The coding region runs from base 4835 to 5656 and encodes 273 amino acids. Lineage: Eukaryota; Metazoa; Chordata; Actinopteri; Cypriniformes; Cyprinidae. The record is from RefSeq and is a predicted model, not a curated record.